CACACUCCAGUCCAGUUGGUGGCGACACUCGAGAAAUGAGCGCCUAAGAAAGAAGUUCACCCCUGUGUGUCCUGAGGACUGACUGUGUGGAGACUCCUGACUGUGUGGAGACUCCUGAGAGCGUUCACUCUCCAGGUACCUGACUCUCUCUGACUCUCGCUCCACCAGAACAGACCCCGUGAUGUUUGCUGUCGGACGCGCGCUCCGCCUCGGCUCCAGGCUCUCCGUGUCCGCGGCGGCGAGGAGAGGAUGCGCGGGGAUCCAGGUGGACGACGUGGUGAACGGACUCACCGACGACCAGCUGCAGCUCAGACAGACGGUGCGGAAGUUCCUUGCAGAGAAGCUUGCACCUCAAGCUGAUGAGAUCGACAAGAAAAAUGAAUUUACAGGAAUGCGGGACUUCUGGAAAGACAUUGGGGAGAUGGGGCUCCUUGGGAUCACUGCUCCAGUGGAAUAUGGGGGCACGGGGCUGGGCUACCUAGAUCAUUGCAUUGUCAUGGAGGAAAUGUCGCGAGUGUCAGCAGCCGUUGCUCUUAGUUACGGCGCCCACUCAAACCUUUGUGUCAACCAGAUGGUGCGCCACGCAAACGAAGAGCAGAAGGAAAAGUACAUGCUGAAGUUAAUGACAGGAGAGCAUGUCGGCGCGCUGGCCAUGAGUGAGUCCAACGCUGGAUCAGAUGUCGUAUCAAUGAAACUCCGAGCUGAGAAGAAAGGCGACUACUAUGUCCUGAAUGGCAACAAGUUCUGGAUCACUAAUGGUCCAGAUGCUGACGUCCUCAUAGUUUAUGCCAAGACAAAUCCUGAGGCCCAUCAAAAAGGCAUCACAGCUUUCAUUGUUGAAAAGGGAAUGCCGGGAUUCUCCACAGCACAGAAGCUCGACAAACUCGGCAUGAGAGGAUCGAACACCUGCGAGCUGAUCUUUGAAGACUGUAAAAUCCCAGAGAAAAACAUUCUUGGUCCGCUGAAUAAAGGUGUUUAUGUGAUGAUGAGCGGCUUAGAUCUGGAGAGGCUGGUGCUCGCAGCAGGACCUGUUGGCAUCAUGCAGGCAGUUCUGGACUUUUCUGUUCCCUACCUACAUGUCAGAGAAUCUUUCGGACAGAAGAUUGGUGAAUUUCAGCUGAUGCAAGGCAAGAUGGCCGACAUGUACACCAGACUGAGCUCCUGUCGACAGUAUCUGUACAAUGUUGCCCGCGCUUGUGACAAAGGACAUUUCAGUUCAAUGGAUUGUGCUGGAGUCAUUCUGUAUUGUGCUGAGAAUGCCACUCAGGUUGCUCUGGAUGGUAUUCAGUGUUUGGGUGGGAACGGCUACAUCAACGACUACCCUAUGGGACGAUACCUUCGUGAUGCGAAGCUGUAUGAAAUCGGCGCAGGCACAAGUGAAAUCCGCCGGCUCAUCAUCGGACGAAGCUUCAACGCCAUGUUCAAAUAAGCUGAAGUGAGAAAGACGAGGGCUGAGGGCUGAAGGAAUGAAUGAUGGAGGAACAGUUACUCACACCCGGGGCCUUAACAUCAAAUGAGCUGAUGCUGCUGUUUGGAUGUUGUGGCUUUUUAGAGUUAGCGUCACCAGGGAUUUUAAUUCAUAUGCAGUAGACAUGGAAUGGCAGAGUUGACAGUGAUGUUACAACAAAUGAAAUGUUAGUUUAGUGUCUGAAGUGGCCUUCAUGUCUUUUUUUUAUGUAUGAGGUUGUUGUAAAGUUAAUGAUAACCACUGAAAUAUCAAUUUCACCACAUUAGAUAAAUUAACCUUUAUACAAACUGAUGAAAAUGAAUUGAGAAAUAUUUGAAAAUGGCUGCUUGUCUUUGUUUGGGUCCAUUUUUUUGUAUUUUGUAGUUUUAGACCCCUGCAACACGCUGACAGAUUAUUUUAGUUUUCUCUUCAACACCCCUUCCAGAAAUCAAAAAUCCCACUGCUGCUGAAAGAGAAGUGGAUUGUGAAUGUUGUAUUAUUUAUUGUGAGGAAAAUUGAUACCAGGGGCUCUGUGUUGCUCCAGGACAUGUUGGCAGGUCACUGUUCUUUGGAUAAAACCUAAAAAAACAUCCAACAAUGACUUUCUCUAAAUUUAACAAUCAUCACUACAGUUAAAAUGAAAGAUGGAACUUUACAGUGAUUGUUCACUGUGAAUGUGAG
Messenger RNA from Paralichthys olivaceus (Japanese flounder), 2128 nucleotides. It is a transcript of the gene ivd, whose product is annotated as isovaleryl-CoA dehydrogenase. Gene Ontology annotation, molecular function: flavin adenine dinucleotide binding; 3-methylbutanoyl-CoA dehydrogenase activity. Gene Ontology annotation, biological process: L-leucine catabolic process. Gene Ontology annotation, cellular component: mitochondrion. NCBI's taxonomy places the organism in Eukaryota, Metazoa, Chordata, Actinopteri, Pleuronectiformes, Paralichthyidae. The record is from RefSeq and is a predicted model, not a curated record.